CAUCAACCCCAGCCACGCCUACGCCUGUUUUGCGGCCAGUAGCUGCAACUCCAAAGAGCAACCGAAGGCGCCGACGUGCUAAGCGUACAACAGCUGAGAUGCCUAAUAUACCUGACCUUCGCCCCUUCUACGAAGUGCGUGAAGAUCGAGUACACUGCAUCUUUUGCUGUGCACAGAAGAAGUCAACGUCAUUCAGCCGCUCAACAACGUCCACAAGCAAUUGGCGGCGCCACCUUCUUAUGAAGCACCUGGGACUCUGGGUAGAGGCGUGUGACAGACUUAAGGUAAAGAUUACAGCGGACAAAGCUGAGGGUCCUGUCGCCGCAUACCGGGAGUCAAAGGGACAGGACCCGAAACAGAAUUCAAGCUUGCCUAGUGGGUUUGACGAGGUGCCAGGCUUCUCUUUAGAAGCAUUCAUUGAUGCGUUGGUUGCUUUUAUUGUUAGCAAUGACCAGGUAGGCUUUCUUUGCGUUACUCAGAUUGCAGCGUUAAUGAUGAUCAUAGUCUUUCAAUGUUGUUGAGUCUCCGGAGCUCCGCCGGAUAUUCUUGAUGCUUCGUGAGGAGCUUACCGAUGAUGAUAUUCCCUGCCGAACACAGAUUCGGAAGCGAGUUAUGGAAAUAUGGGAGGAUCAUUUAAAGCAGCUUUCCAAGGAAAUGCAGG
This is a messenger RNA of Desarmillaria tabescens, 661 nucleotides long. RefSeq lists its product as uncharacterized. The transcript has 2 exons. The record is from RefSeq and is a predicted model, not a curated record. The coding region runs from base 99 to 521 and encodes 140 amino acids. Lineage: Eukaryota; Fungi; Basidiomycota; Agaricomycetes; Agaricales; Physalacriaceae.